AAGAAGCUUCUAGAGUUUUAAUGGAUGCUUUGUAUGAGAGUAAAAAAGUAAAAGAUAAUUUUUUCAUUGGAAUAUGUUAUGAAAAUUUUGGACUUAUAUCUCAAGAUUUGAAAAAUUACAAUAAAGCUGUUUCAUUUCAUAAAAGAGCAUUGGAAUUAAUGAAACAGUAUGGAGAUCAAGCACAUAUUUCUAAAGGCAAUCUUUAUUUUGCACACGAUUUAUGUUUGAUACAAGACUUUGAAAAGGCUGUUUAUCACACCAAAGAAAGUAUUUUGGGGGCCGAAACCUUGCGUUUAAAAAUGGGAUCAGAUGAUGCAUCAAAAGUUUCUAGUUUUGAUAAUAGACAAAUAUCAGUGUUCAAUUUUUUGAUUUACCAAUUACUGGUUCAAGGAAAAAGUGGACAAGCUCUUUCAGUUUCAGAAUUAGCUCAUGGUAGAGCAUUAUCUGAUAUGUUAGCUUACAAGUUUAAAAGCUCCUUGGAGUUAUCAAACAAAACUUGGCUGUCAGAAGAAGAUAUAAUUUCUAAAUCAAGACUGGAUAAUAUGUUUCUUGAAGAGGAAAUACCUUCAUUCUACAUUUCCACAGCAAACAGAUUUCAUACAACAAUUUUGGUAUAUUCUCUUAUUAUGUUGGCUGAUCACCCUUGGUUGUGCAUUUGGGUAAUUAAACCUAUAGAAUUCUUGAAAUCAGGUGAAUCUAGUAUUCAUUGUAUUAAAGUUCCUGGGGAUAAAAUAUUUCCGAGUAACAAGACAGAGCGAGACAGGUUGUUUGCUAAGAUAUCAAAAUAUACUACACAAAUUUCACAUGGAAAGACAUCUAAAGAAAAAACAACUGCUGAAUGUAACCAAGGACCAAAUGAAGCCAAAUGUUCUCCUGAAGAUAAAGCUACUGCUAGAGGACAGAUGGAACGUAUUACACUUUCUAAUUCCAUAGAAAAUGAGAGCUAUGAAGCAUUACGGCUCUUCUAUGAUGUUUGUAUUGGUCCAGUUGCUGAGUUCCUACCCAAUCCAGAUGAUCAUAAUGUCACAAGAAUUACUGUAAUUCCAAGUUCCUGGCUCUUUAAAGUUCCUUUUUGUGCUCUUAUUAGCCCAUCUAAAAGAUACUUAAUUCAAGAUUAUAUUAUAAGCUAUACCCCAAGUUUACGAUCCUUUCUGCUUCUUCGUCAUCGGUUGGAGGAAAGAGAAAGAAAUUUGAAAAACAGAAAACUUAAAGUAGUUGCCAUUGGUAACCCUAAGACUGCUUCUUGUUGGGAACUAGAAGAACUUCCAGGUGCAGAAAAUGAAUUGAAAUGUGUUCAGAAUAUUUUUGGUAUAGAAAGUUGUCAUGUAAUUGAUAAAGAAGCAGCAACUAAAGAAGAGAUUAUGAAAUGUAUGAAAGAGGUGGAUGUUUUGCAUGUUGUUUCUCAUGGAGAUACUGAGGAACCUGUAGAUUGUUCUGAUGAAGAUCCUUUGAACUUUUUCUUUCCUGAUACUUAUCUGAUGAAAGGAUGUCUUUUUCUGUCUCCAGAUGGUAAUAAGUGUAAUGGUCUAUUAUGCAGUAGAGAUUUACAGGAUCUCUUCUGUGAUAUAUCACUUGUUACCCUCAGUUGCUGUAAAACAGGAAGUGGGCAGGUAACCAAUGAUAGUAUUCUUGGCCUGUAUCGAGCUUUUCUUGUUGCUGGAGCAUGUGGUGUAGUAUCCUCCCCUUGGUUGGUCAGUGAUGCUAUUACACCAUAUUUCAUGGAUAAUUUCUAUCGUUGUUUUCUAGUAGACAGAGAUGUUCCAAAAGCACUGAGGUCUGCAAUGUUGAAUUUGAUUGAAGCAAAUGUUAGCUGGAAAAACUGGGCAGCAUUUUCAUACACUGGUGCUUUGUCAUUAGUAUGAGUGCUAUGAAAAAUUUAAUUCCAUGACGUGAGAGGGAGAAAAGUCAAAAAUUAAGUAGAAAACUAAUGAAGUGGAUAUGCUUGAAUAUUAUUAAGAAACAUUUAAUAAUGUAACAGUUUUGUUUUAUAAAUAUAACAUACUUGACCUGGUUGUUUUAAUUAACUAAUAGUGUAAAGUUGAUCUUUAACCUGUAAUUUGUGGCAGAAUAGGUCAGUUUUUAAUUUUAUAGUGUGAACCAACAGUAUUCUAUUUAAAACAUAAUGAUACUUAAAUGAAAAUAAACAGAAAUAAUAUGAGAAUCAUCCAUGAAUCAAGCAUUACUAACUGUUUAAUAAUAACAAAAUGUGGAUUAUUAAUUUACUUUGUUUAAAGAUAAUUUUUAAAAGGAGAAAUUUAAACUUUAUAUUUCGUGAAUUAGGAACCUUGUUUACUAAGUUUCCGUUUCUAAAGAUUUUCUCUUUAAUAAAAUACCACUAAUAAAGUUGUUUUAGAGAAAUAAUUACAGGAGAUGUUAUUUUUUAUUUAUGUUACACUUGUAUAACAGUGGAUUUUAUCUAGUUUAAAAAUUAUAUAGAAAAAUGAAUAAAUUCUUAACUAAAAUGAAGUUAGUUCAGCUUGAUAAACUACUGCACAAAUUAAAUUUUAAAGUAAAAAAAUUAGUCGUUUUUUUAUGAUAAAUAAUAUAAUGCUACAAUUUGAAGUUGUCUGAGAUUGCGAAAAGGUUUGACACAGCCUCAAAUAUUUGUCUUAUUUUUGAGCAUUUGUACUAAAAAUUAUAAUCAUUACCUAUUUAUUCGGUAGUUGUCGGGAUAUUUGAAAUUACAUGUAUUGCAAUUGAGGUGUUCUCAUAAGUCCUUUCUAUAUUUUAAUAAUAUUUUAAAAAUACUAUUACAAAUAACUUGUACACAGAAGAACUUAAACCUCUAAAAGUAAAAACUGAAGUUCAUUGAAAAUAUUACAAUUAGGGUUGCCACCGUAAGUUAAAACCUGACCCUGAGAUUUUAAAAGAACGAAGUGGGUAGGUCGUAAAAUAAUAUUUUUAAGCACUUUUAUCUUAACCUGACAUAUUCAUUUAUAUAUUAAAAUCACAAUAUGAAUGGAAGUAAUUGAUCGAUUUAGUGAGUGUUAAUAAUAAUAGUUAAGACCACUUUAAGUUUCUAAAAAUUUUAAAUAUAUUUUUAGUUUAUUAAUAAAGUAUUUAAAUUUAGUGCGAUUUUAUAAAUAUAUAAUGGAUCUACUUUGUAAUGCUAAAAGGAGUUAUUAAACUUACAGUAGAUUUUAUCUGUUGCCUAGACUAGUCUAGUCUAAUAACGACUGCAUGAAGAGGCGUAAAUACGUGAUUCUACGACCAUAUACCAUAUAAAUGUUGUUUGUUUAUUAUUAUUUUUUUGCUUAUCUUGUUUUAUUUCCAUAAACAAUGUUUAUUAAUUAUAUAGGAACAUACAAUACAACAUAAAAAAAUAUUAUUUGGCAACUUUGAACAUAAAAGUAUACUUUUUAUUGCUCAUGGCGCUUUUUAACAAGUCGAUUUGCUCAGUUUUACUAAUAAAUUUUAGGCACGUUUGCAGGUCAUAUUAAAAUUAAUUUGUAACAAAGUUACGUUUUAACUAAUUCCAAUCUUGUUUUAGUACUCUCAUCCGCCCCAAUUUUUAAGGAAAAAUCCUUUCCAAAAAAGCGCUACUUAAAGGAAUUGAUAAUUUUUCUUGCUACACAUCUUUAUAGUUAUGUAAACUGCUCUUUGUCAUUAAAUAUUUGUAUCCAAUUAAUUUUAAUACCAACUGGAGUAUCAGGUGAUUUAACUCAUAAUUGGUAACCCUAUUAAAGUUAUAACUUAUAUUUUCGUUUUAUAAAUUUAACGCCGAAAAAAAAAAUAAACGGGUUGUUUUCGUAAUCAUAUCAUUUUCUUCAAUAUUCCAUGUUUCUAUUAAACACUUGAAUUGCCUUAUGUACAAAUACGUCUUUAUCUCGUUGCUUAGGGCCUGGCAUGGCUUGGUAGUUAGACCGAUCUACUCGCAAUCUAAGUGUUGUGGAUUCCAAUCUCUCUCACGCCGAAUAUACUCGCCCUUUCAGUCGUUAUAAAAUACGGUCAAUUCCAUUAUUCGUUGAAAAAAGCAGCCCAAAAGUGUUCGGUGGGUGUGUUGACUAGUUGCUAAAUUAUGGACGGCUGGCGCAGAUAGCCCUCGUGUAAUUCAAAACAAACCAGUCUUCAUAAAAGUCGAUGACGUUAUUCUGAAUACCCUUUUACAUGCGGAAAUAUGUCAUUGCAAUAGGAAAAAUUUUAGAUUGCCCUUAUUGGAGACAUAAGUUGCGACGAAAAAUAGUAGAGGACUAUUAUUAAUAAUACCACAGGUCAUUUUCUGUAGUGUAAUUUCUAUUGAUAUGGAAAAAAGUGUAUUUUCUACUAAACUUUCUGCCUUGGUUCUUUUGCAGUGGAUUUGUUUUUUACACAAAUGUGAGGCAAAAUAUACUGAUGUAAUAAGUUUAAUAUCACAAUCUGUACUUAGAUAGUUAUGAUGAUGAUUAAAAACAUGGUAUACUUGUG
Messenger RNA from Limulus polyphemus (Atlantic horseshoe crab), 4404 nucleotides. RefSeq lists its product as uncharacterized. The record is from RefSeq and is a predicted model, not a curated record. Gene Ontology annotation, molecular function: protein binding. NCBI's taxonomy places the organism in Eukaryota, Metazoa, Arthropoda, Merostomata, Xiphosura, Limulidae. The transcript is spliced from 2 exons. The coding region runs from base 21 to 1862 and encodes 613 amino acids.